AUCUAACCUAACUUUUUUUUUUGUUGCUACAUGUUACAUUAUUUUUGAUUAUUUAAUGAGAAAAUUCAAACUAAAUUGACAAUUAAUUUUAUCUUCAGUAAAUAAAUUAUCUCUAGUCUAGUUCUCAACGACUUGACGAUGACAUUGUAAAUUUGUUAAGUACCAUUUGUGAUUCUUCUGAAGUUAAAACAACAUUACCUAAUUUAAAGAAUCUAUACCUCUGCGACAAAACUAGAAAACAGGGCAACCUUCAGACAUCAGAAGACAACAUUUUUGAUAUGAAUUCUAAAGCUACAUUUGCUAUCUUAACUGUGCUAGUAGGAUGUAUGUUAAAUAAUGUAUUUCUGGAAUACAUUAUCAAGUUGGACCCAGGAGCAGGUCACUUAAUAACAUUUUUGCAGUUUCUUUUUAUAGCAGUUCAUGGAUUCAUAUAUACCUCAAAGUUUGGCACUGUUAAACCAAAAGUUCCUUUGAAAGAAUAUUUAAUUCUAGUUACAUUUUUCUUUAUCACCAGUGUUAUAAACAAUUGGGCAUUUGCUUUCAAUAUUCCCGUACCUCUACAUUUUAUAUUCAGAGCUGGAUCUCUUAUCGCAAAUAUGAUAAUGGGGAUUUUCAUUUUAAAGAAGAAAUACACAGUGGAUAAAUAUAUAUCAGUAUUAAUGAUAACAGCAGGGAUUAUUAUUUGUACUCUAUCUUCAUCCAAAGAUGUCGGAAAGAGUUGUACUGACUGUGAUAUUAAGAGUAACAUAGGAAUAUCAGCUACAUCACAUCAAGAUGAAGCUGUAGAUGCAAAUCAAUUCUUUUGGUGGCUGGUAGGCAUUUUGCUGCUGACUGGCGCUUUGCUUCUGUCAGCUAGGAUGGGCAUUUACCAAGAAACACUUUACAAAGUUCAUGGAAAACAUCCCGAAGAGGCUUUGUAUUAUACUCAUCUCUACUCACUUCCUGGAUUUUUAUUGUAUGCCAGCAGUAUUUGGGAACAUUCGCUUAUCGCAAGUAACAGUGACCCUGUCCAAAUUUCUUUUCUUAGUGCUAGCACUGCAGUGCCAAUUAUUUGGAUUUACUUACUCCUAAAUGUUCUGACCCAAUACCUGUGCAUCAGUUCUGUAUAUGUAUUAACUACAGAAUGUGCCUCUCUUACUGUAACGUUAGUAAUUACUUUAAGGAAAUUUUUGUCUUUAGUGUUUAGUAUUGUAUAUUUUCAAAAUCCAUUUACUUUGGCUCAUUGGUUUGGUACUGGUUUAGUUUUUGGUGGCACCUUACUGUUUGCUGAAGUACCAAAGAGAAUUAGAGCUCACAUAAAACCAGAAGGAAAAAUUGAAAAAGUUCAAUAGACAAUUCAAUUUUGUUGUUCUAUCUAGUCCAUUGAGGUUAGUGUUUUUGAAAUAUGUUUAAAGAAAUUAAUAGCAAUAGUUAGAUCAAUUUCAAAUUGUUUGUAUGUUAAUACAAACCAUAAUGUUGUAUUUUUUUUCAUUUUUGACCAAUUAGAUUAUAUAUUUUUGUUAGAAUAUAUAAUGUUAUGUUAUUGUUGGUAAUAUGUAUGAAGUACAUGUAAUAUACAGGGUAUCCAAAUAAGGGUACGGAGCAGUUGUAUCCCGACAAUGGUAAUAAAUAAAUAAAUCGAGAAUGGAUGGAAAUAUCGCGAUGCGGCUUAAACUAACAUUCACCUAAUUUUAUGAGGGGUUAGGAUCUGUCAAGAAAAUAGUAUCAUUCCAUUUAACUUGUUUUCCCAAAAAAAUCACAAAAAUGUGUAAUUGUUGCGGAUAACGCCCGUGGAUUAUUUGUUUUUAAAAUAAACUAAACGGUUCAACAAAAAAUGACUUUUAAAAGACCAUAAAAUACUUUCAAACGAGACCAAAAAUAUUAGAAAUUGAAAAUGAAGAGAAAGUUAAGGAAAAUUACUGUUGUUGUAACCAACAAAACUUCAUUUCCUUUCCUUUCAAAAAUAUUAGAAUUAGUUUAAUGAUUCGGGAACUAAUGAGAUGUAAAUAUUCAAAUAUGCAUUGGCGUCUUCCUCCCUUAUUAUGACAGAUGCAAAAAUAUGUUGCAAGGCAAAAUGAUGCGGUAUUACUCAACUGGUGUUUUCAAAGUUAUAGCUCAUCUUUUGACUUUCCUAGAUAACGUGAAUUUUAUGUUUCUUUAUAGCAGUGACGCCCCCUAUCGGUCGAAUUCCGAACUUCAAAAUAAUUUAUGGCCAUUUCUCUUUCCCACUUUGUUCAUAAGGAUUUUCCCCAAACCUCUAGGCCUUACCAUUGUCGAGAUACAGCCGCUCUGUGCCUGGUACAAUUAUUGGGCAAAAUACUUGUUGAAACGAUUUUAAUAAUAAAUCCAUGGUGUAAUUAGUAAAGAAUAAGUAUUUACAAUGUUAAUUCCAACAAGGUUCACUUGAAACUUAGUUUAAAUAUUUUCCUUACAAAUUUCAUUUUUAACUUUUCCCUGGACCAUCUAUAAAAAAUUACGUUUGACGCGGUGCUAAGAUAUCUACCUAUCCCAGCAAAUGUUUUCAAAAACUGUAACAAUUUUGUCACUUUUGAGUGAAGGAUCUAUGAUUGUGUGCAGAGGUAUUAAAUGAAAAACGAAUUCAUGGAUCACUUUCUUUUAUAAAGUCUUUCGAUUAUUAUAAAACUAAUGACCUAAGAGUGUUAAGUUUACAUCUGCUCCCUAUUUUGACACUCAGCAGUCGCAGAUAUUUUUUACUGUCAUCCUUUUAUGUCACAAAUGGGGUUUCUGCACACUACCUGAUAUCGUGGAUUUUCUAUCUCGAGUUUUGGCACUAAAGCCGUAUCAUAUAGCGAGAAUUUGCCAGCGGCAAAUAUGCGAACUAAGAUUUCUAUCUCGCUCUAUUCCAUUGCAACUGUGUAUUUCCAUAUCGUUUUUUCCUCCCCCUUCACCUUAGACCAAAACGCACUUUUCACAUUUGCCAACCUUCACCUAUCAGAAAUCAUGCAUAUACAUUGCAAACAAUGCAAGAGUAAAGGUUCGUAUUUUUAAUAAAAAAAUAUACAUUUUCUAGGUUUACCUGGAAGCGAUUUUACUAAAUAUAAACUAUUACAGCACAAGACACGCCCCCAUUUUAGUAAUCGCAAAAUAUAAUCGCUCUCAGCGCGAUUUUGCUAAAUAUAAACUAUUAGAGCACAAGAGACGCUAGCCCUUGACGUAAUUGCAAAAUAUAAACGCGCUCUGCACAUUCCUGCAAAAUCUAAUCGUUUGUAGCAUGACGUGGCGGAUCUAACCUCAAAUUGUACUUGUUGUUAGAAGGUAAUUAUUAUUGUUAGUGAUCCCAUUAAGAAAUAUUUAAAAUAUUUCCCCUUAAACUGAUAAUUCAGCACUUAAACUAGGGAGCAAAUAAUUUUCAAACACACACAUUCCAUUUAAAUGUUUAUGUCAACAUAGUCUAUUAUAGAACUCUGCAAACUUAUUAGUGGGGUUUUAAAGUGUAACGCUUCUGGUUAUAGGAGAAGGACAUAUACAGUCACGUUAUUAAAAUAGGUAGGUAUGCAAUAUUAGGCAGUAUCCUAAUAUUAGGCGCCUUUCCUCUACAUGUGCCAUCACAACAGCUUUAAUAAUAAUAAUAAAUAAAUAAAUAAAAUAAAGGAAAACUAUUAAAAGUUCAGCCGACUGCUCGCAGUAGAAGGAAGAUACAAAAUGUUAAAAUGGGAGGAAAGAGAAUUCAAAGUGGGCGCCCCAUUUAUAUGAAUCAGCCACGUUGUGCUGUCAUCGAUUGGAUUUUGCAGGAUUGUGCUGAGCUCGAUUAUAUUUUGCAAUGCUAAUGUCUCUUGGUGCUCUAAUAGUUUAUAUUUAGUAAAAUCGCGCUGAGGCCGAUUAUAUUUUGCAAUGACGAAGUUGGGCGAUUUUCUUGUGCUGUAAUAGUUUAUAUUUAGUAAAAUCGCUACCUGGAAGGAAAUAAUGCAGAAAAAUUAUCGAAAAAAUUCUUCCUAAAAAACUACUUCUGGGGUAGGUACUUAUAAUGCAAGGUCAGAAAAAAGUUAAAUAAAAAUUCACUUUCUGCAAAGACUUUGUGGAAUUUCCGAAUCUUGCUAUCCAUUUAGUUUUAUGAUAUAGAGUUAAUUGACUUGGGAUCUUCUCUAUCACCAUAAUAAUUAAGUGGUAAGAUCGGUUCCAAAGACUACCAGGUCAUAACCUGUUCUGUUUACUCAAGAAUGAGCUAAGAAAUGUCACCAAAAUAAGUAAUGUUUUUUUAUUUGUCAAGAUAAUCUUGAUAUCAUUCCAUUAAGUAAGUUCAUUAAGAAAAGGAGUAUAUUGGAGAAAUGGUUUGUCAUCAUAGAAUACUUAUCUUCAACAGAAUAUUACUUACUAUAAAGCAUUCCUAUGAAUCCUGUAGAUAUUAAGAUAUUGCAGCAUUAGUACCAUUGGUAACUCCUACCAUGUAAACCUAAACGAAAAGUAUAUCAACAAGUUCUAAUCAAUUCUAUUUAUUUUUUUAGUAUAGCGACAUACAUUUUACUGUUUGAUUGAUUUUGAUAUGUUAUAUCAUUCACAAGUAUACAAAUGAAAAAAUAGUUAAUCUAGUAAAUACUUUUGAGCUUUACCUUGGUUUGAAAAAAAAAACAUUUACUGAAGAGUUCACAUGAUUGAAUAAAUUUUAACAUUAAAUUUUAUUUGAAUUCCGAC
Messenger RNA from Ceutorhynchus assimilis (cabbage seed weevil), 4629 nucleotides. NCBI's taxonomy places the organism in Eukaryota, Metazoa, Arthropoda, Insecta, Coleoptera, Curculionidae. The record is from the annotation of a GenBank genome assembly.